Zygosaccharomyces rouxii is the source of this 324-nucleotide messenger RNA. It is a transcript of the gene SBH1, whose product is annotated as Arf family guanine nucleotide exchange factor SBH1. Lineage: Eukaryota; Fungi; Ascomycota; Saccharomycetes; Saccharomycetales; Saccharomycetaceae. The transcript has a single exon. The record is from RefSeq and is a predicted model, not a curated record. Gene Ontology annotation, cellular component: Sec61 translocon complex. Gene Ontology annotation, biological process: intracellular protein transport. Bases 1 to 324 code for a protein of 107 amino acids.
AUGAACACGAACUACAACAAUAACAUAUACCCUUUAAACCAAUUGAGAUCCAUCAUGUCCGCUGCUACUCCUCCAGGUGGUCAACGUACUUUACAAAAGAGAAGACAAGCACAAAAUGCAAAAGAAAAGCAAUUAAAACAAACUCCUGCAUCAACCAGACAAGCAGGACACGGUGGGUCGUCUAAUUCAAUUUUAAAAGUUUACACGGAUGAGGCAAAUGGUCUUAGAGUUGACCCAUUAGUGGUUCUUUUCCUUGCGGUUGGUUUCAUUUUCUCAGUCGUUGCCCUCCAUGUUGUUGCUAAGGUUACGGGCAAAAUCUUUUAA